AUGUCAUCUCAGGAAGGGAACCCAUCAGCUGCAGCCAUGAGAAUGCUGACCAGCUUGGGCCUGGAACUGAAAGACCUGGCCUUGUUGGCUGAUGUCCCCGAUGAACUCAUCACAGAGGAGACCCUCCCACGUCUCCUGUUACAAAUUAAGAACAACCGGACUGCGAAGGAAACGGGGACAUUUAAGCAGGACACCGCGAGGACAGCAGAGACAUUGAGGCUGGAUGCUGGUUUGCCAUUUAGUCACCAUUCCAACCAGAGAAUGGAAUUGCUCCUGCGAAGGGAUUCGCCUCCUGUGAAAGAGUCCUCAAAACUGGAUUUGUCCCCACAAAGGCCCGUCAAACGGGAUCUGCCCCGACAAAGGACUUCCAAAUGGGAUAUACACCCAAGCACAAGUACAUAUAAUGUUAGCUUAACAUCUGAAGCACGUGCAGAUUUAAGCCCGCACCCUAAUGCAUCUCUUUACCAAAGCUCCACCUCCUUUCCAAGUUCUGCCCCCAAGCAAAGCCCAACCAAUUACCCAAGCACCACUUGUUAUCCAAGCUCCACCCCCUACCCAAGACCAACUGAUUACCCAAGCUCCACCCAUUAUCCAAGUUCCACCCCCUACCCAAGACCAGCUUAUUACCCAAGCUCCACCCCUUAUCCAAGCCCCAUCCCCAACCUAAGCUCCACUGGUCACCCAAGCUCCACUGAUCACCCAGGCUCUACCUCUAACCUACACACCAUCACUUACCCAAGACCCACUCCCAACCCAAGCUCCACCUCUCAUGCAAGCUCAUUUCAAUCAUCAUCGCCUCAUCUCUCUGCCGUUGACGUCUCCAGUGGCUCCGGCCCACUGAGCAAGACCCCUGUCCAGCUUGUUCAGUACCCCUUGGACCACUGCUCCCGGACCCAACUGCCUCAGCACCAAGCAGCCACUGCUCCGGCCCCAGUUCCUCUCCAGAAGCCACCAGACCCACUGAAUAGCUGGAAAGCCCAGGUGAACAACAUUGUGGCGGCUAACUUGUUGUCAGCCAGCGUGGCGUGUUUUUAUGCAGGUGGCCUCAAUCUCAACCAGGGAGCCGUUCCAUCCAAUUCCAAUUCAAAGCCCAGUAACAAGCGCAAAGGAGCUGCCGGCUCGAUGCCCCCUGAAAAACUUGCCAAUGACUUUUAUGGAAAAAUACCCCCGUUUUACCCAUACAAAUGUUCCCUCUGCCUCUACACUGCUGACAGAAAAACUGUGUGGCUCAAACACGUCAGCAAGGAGAGGCAUACGGACAGAAUGCUGGACCUUCUUCAGAGGUACCCUGACUGGGACUGUCGUAUUGAGUCAACCCAAGAUGUGGCCGAACCGCCUGCUGCCCAGGAAGUGGAAGAGAGGCCCAGGCGUCGCUCACGCAGCUCCUCCAGCUCCUCGAGCUCCCGGUCAGGCCACAGCAGUCCGAGGAGGUCGACAAAGGAAAGGGAGAUCGAGAAGGAAAGAAAAAACAGGGAAGCUGACGAGAGGAUGGAGGAAUGCCUCGUGAUUGCUGGAUUUGCCCGAGAUGCGGCUCGGAAGAAAGACCUGUUACACCUCCUCGGCAACAAAGAAGACGUAGUGGAGCUUCAUGUUUAUGAUGGUUUUGCCAUUUUGAGAAUGAGUACACCCGAGUCAGCCAAAAAGGUUGUGGAUGACUUCAUCAAGAACCCUGUGGUGAAUUUGAACGUGGUGAGUUUUGAGCCUCUUCCCUCUGGGAAAGACUGGAGUAGUGAGCUGACUGCUUCGGCGAUGCAGUUUGGACCCGUCAGGGAUUCCCUGUUUCUGCCGACUAAGGCCUUUAUAGAAAUGUCAAACAUCACAGACGCUAAGAAGCUUGUGGAGCACCAUCAGACCAAUGCCCUUCAGCUCGAAGGACAAAUUGUCGAUGUUUAUCUCACCUCAGAGUUCUUCUCACUGAAAUACGUCUCCUCCAGGAAACAAACAGAGAAGAGCUGUAAGAGGAAGAGGAGUACUCGCUCCCAUUCACGCUCGAGGAGGAAGAGGAGCAGAGAGAGGAGAGAGACGGAGAGUGGUCAAAAACAACAGACAGAGGCUGGGAAGCUUUCAGCUCCCCUCACCUCCUCUGUGAGCACCUUAGACGGCCAUCACCGCACCAACACCUCUUCCCCCUCCUCCGCCGAGCAAACUCUCCACACCCAUCAGAGCCCUGUCAAGAAGGAUGGCGACAUAGGCAGUCAGUUAAGAGAGGAGGUGAUCGGUGGAGCAGCAGAUAAUCCAGAGGAGGCCACUAAAAACAGUCCACAGGAUGAUGAGGAACCUGAUUUCUUAAGGAACCUUGAGCACUGUAUCACCUUAGAUGAGCAAGAUGAGUCAUCUCCUGAUGAAGAAAGACCACAUGACCCCAAGGUAGGAGAAUGUGGUCUGAGCAGGGUGCUGGUUUUCAGAAACCUCAGCCAGAGUAAAUUCGCAGAUGGGGACUUGCUGAAAAUUGUUCUGGCCUAUGGCAAAGUGACGCGCUACAUCCUCCUCCGUUCUACACAAGAGGCUUUAGUUGAGAUGUGCAGCUCUUCUGCUGCUGUGAGAGCAGCGAGGGAAAUCCACAAUAAGAAAACCAGCUUUAUGGGAGAACCCUUAAUACCAUGGGUUUCUAAGAAGUACAAAAGGCUUUUACCUGGGUGGAGUGGGAGCACAAGUAAGCAACCAUCAGGUGCCAAACCCAAUGAAACAUGCUCAGAAACAACGGGCCAGGAAAAGAAUCUAGAAAAAGAGAAGACCAAACAAAGUAGUGCCCCAAUCCCAAUGGACAAGAAGACCAACGAAGAACAGAAGGACGUUUUCUCAGAAAAGUCCUCCUCCGAUCCCAGUGAGGACCCAGGUGAGGCCGAGGCAGUAAAAGACCAGGUCCUCAGUGUCACAGAUCCACAGAGUGUAGAUGAAACAAACAACAGGAGGAACGAGGAGGAAAUGGUAAACGAGGCCCCUCCCCCCGCAAUGGAACAGAAAGUGGAAGGUAUGAUGGAGGGGAAGACGGGAAGGCCAGGACAGCAAGAAGUGACUUGUGGGAAGGUGCAAGAGGAAGCAAAUGACGCUGCCAAACCACAAACCCAGACCAGGGGUAGAAGACGGAGGGUUGCCAGAGGGGGGGAGUUAAACGAAUUGGUUGUCCCAAGGGACACAGAGAAUAAUCCCAAACUCACAAUUACUAGAAGCACCAGGAAGAGGAUUGCUCAAGUCCAAGCCCCCACCGAUCCAGAGUCUAAGCCCACAUCUAAGACCCAUCGAGACCCUGAGGAGGACAUCUUGCUUAGCAAUAGGGGGAAGAUGUACUCCUCCACUAAGAGGACUGCAGAGAGCAAGGGAACCUCCGUUCCUCAAACAAUCAGUGGACAAGCAUCACAGGAAGGUACUGCAAAGAUGCCACAGAAGAAGAGAGCAGAUAGCUCAGUCUUGUCCGCUUCUGGUUCAGAGAUGGAAAGUAAACUACUUAUGGAGGAGAUUGGACCUGAACCAGCCCUACAGAUGGACCACACUGCAUCAGGACCAGAGAUGAAGAGUGACGAAACACUGCAAGAACAUAAAGAAAGAGCGUCAGAGAGGAAGAGAAAGAGGAAUGAGUCUGAUCCAGAAAACAGUGAUCCAUCAGCUUCUGUGCCUGGCACAGCAAAGACUAAAACAAUUUUAGAGAAGAAGAGUGAAAUAGAAGGAGGGAAUACUGAACCAACACGAGAAAUGGAGGUUGAAUCUGAAGAGCAAACUGUGAAAACAGGGCCAGUAUUGCUGCAAAGCAGUCUGGAUCCAUGUGACCUCAUCAAAGACAGUGAUACUGAAGAGCCACAAGCCCAGACCACAAAGGGCUUCAGAGGGAGAAGACGGAUGGCUGUCAGAGGACGGAAGUUACAGGUGUUGUUGGUCCCACUGGACAAGGAAGCUGACACUGAGGUCCCAGUGAUGAGUAACACCAGGAAGAGGAUCACUCAAGUCCGAGAACUGAAGGUUGAGGACGAAUCAGAUCCAGUUCAGAUCUCAUUGGAGAUAAAGGACAGGGAUGAGAUUUCUACUGAGAAAGAUGGCUCACUUACAGAUUUCCCUGAAAGAAACAACACCAGCAGGCCAGUAAAGAGAAAAGCCUCUGUGAUUAGAGGCACAUCUAGCAAGACCAAUGAUGACAUUACCACAGACAACCCUGACAGUGUCAAGAAACUGUUCUCCAAAUCAGGAGGAGAAAAGGAGGAGCAAGAGAAGGAAGACACCUAUCUAGAGUCAAACAUGGAGGCUGAAACUACUCGAGACAUCAGCAGCAGAAGACAAGCAUCACAGAAAGGUAACACAGAGACGCCACAGAAGAACAGAGCAGACAGCUCAGUGCCAUCUGCUUCUGGCUCAGAGAAGAAAAGUAAACUAGUUAUGGAGGAGACUGGACCUGACCCAGCCCUACAGAGGCACCACACUGGAUCAAGACCAGAGAGGAAGAGUGACCAAACACUGGAAGAGCAUAAAGAAAGAGCAUCAGAGAAGAAGAGGAACGACUCAGAUAAAGAAACUGGUGCUUCAUCAGCUUCUGUGCCUGACACAGAAAACACUAAAACCAUUUUAGAGAAGAAGAAUAAAAUAGCAGUGAAUACUGAACCAACACUACAAAUGGAGGUUGAAUCUGAAGAGCAAACUGUGAAAACAGGGCCAGUGUUGGUGCAGAGCAGUCUGGAUCUAUGUGACCGCACCCAAGAUAGUGAUACUGAAGAACCACAACCCCAGAGCACAAAAGGCUUCAAAGGGAGAAGACGGAAGGCUGUCAGAGGACUAUCAGAGAGGAAGCGGAAUGAGUCAUAUCCAGAAACUGGUGAUUCGUCAGCUUCCGCGGCUGGCACAGUAAGGACUAAAACCAAUGUAGAGAAGAAGAGUGAAAAAAAAGCAGAGAAAACUGAACCAACACCAGAAACUGAGGUUGAAUCUGAAGAGAAAACUGUGAAAACAGGGCUGUUUCAUGUGCAGAACAGUCAGGAUCCAUGUGUCCUCACCAAACCAGGCGUCUGGGAAGGACAGGAGAUGGAGCUAAAUUGUCAGCAGGUGCAUUCCGGGAAACAGAAGGAGGAGGAGACCAAGGUUGGAGAACGUUGCACCAAAAUUCAGGUGGAACAGAAUUCACAUUCUGUAAAAAGCAAUCCGGAGCAGGAUGACCUCAGUUGCCCAGUCGGAACUGAGUUUAUCCGUCCUGUUACUGGUUACUUCUGCGGCCUGUGUAAGGUCAUCUAUGUCACUAAGGACGAAGCCAGGGACAAACACUGCACAAGCCUUUCACACCGGCAGAUGUUAAAGAAGCACGCCAGUAAGAAGAAUGGAUCUGCGCAUAAAAUGUCCACCAUGACGGUGGGUCAUGUUUCGGGUCCAGCCUGUGACGGUCUUUAUGCUAACAUUGAUGGCAGAAGGCUUUGACUUAAGGGACUUGUUUCCAUCACACAUGGUUCCUAUUGUCAUCACAAACCCUGAAAAGUCUCCAAGUUUAGGUUUGUUUAUUCCAGGUAUGAAAAAAAAAGACAAAACAUGCUGUCUGGCAUGUCAGAAUUUGUUUGUUUUUAGGAUUUCAAUAGAAAAAAAAAUCAGUCUAAUUGAUUAUUUAAUUGCUUAUUUUGGCACAGUUAAGAUUAGCUGUUGCUAUGUAUAUCAUCCUGAUGAAUGAAUGUAGGGAUGAUUUGUCAAUGUAGCCACACUGAAAAGAACUGAUGGUGCUCUCGGGUUUAUUUCUGGGUUAUAUGUACAGCUGGAUUCAUCCCUGGCAAGGCUCAGGUCACUUUGUGGAAAUAAACAAUUAAUGAC
Molecule: messenger RNA, 5772 nt
Organism: Lampris incognitus (smalleye Pacific opah)
Lineage: Eukaryota; Metazoa; Chordata; Actinopteri; Lampriformes; Lampridae
Exons: 22
Coding region: 1-5391 (1796 amino acids)
Molecular function (GO): nucleic acid binding
Source: RefSeq, a predicted model, not a curated record